Molecule: messenger RNA, 4299 nt
Organism: Zootoca vivipara (common lizard)
Lineage: Eukaryota; Metazoa; Chordata; Lepidosauria; Squamata; Lacertidae
Gene: SKIDA1
Product: SKI/DACH domain containing 1
Source: RefSeq, a predicted model, not a curated record
GCUGCUGGUUCCAACUCCGGGGUGCGGCGUGCAUGUGUGGGGGUUGGGGGGGCCCCUCCGGCGCCCCCUUUUUAUGCUCCCUCUCGCUGCCCGGAUGCUGGGACUGCUCUGAGGCGCGCGCCAUGGGAGACCACCUGAAGUCGGGCUUCGAGGAGGUGGACGGCGUGCGCCUGGGUUACCUGGUGAUCCGGGGCAAGCAGAUGUUCGCGCUGUCGCAGGUCUUCACGGAUCUGCUGAAGAACAUCCCUCGGACGACGGUGCACAAGCGCAUGGACCACCUCAACGUGCAGAAGCACCACUGCGACCUGCAGGAGCUGCGCAAGCUCAAAGCCAUCAACUCCAUCGCCUUCCACGCCGCCAAAUGCACCCUCAUCUCCCGCGAGGACGUCGAGGCGCUCUACACGUCGUGCAAAACCGAGAGGGUGCUCAGGACCAAGCGCAAGGGGGGCGCAGCCGUCCAAGAAGCCCCCGGGCCGGACCCUUACGCGGCCUUCUGGAAAGGAGGCGGUAAACUUUGGCUGGGUUUGAAUGGAGCCGCCGCGCCUUUCGCCAGCAGCGGCAGCAGCGGCCGCCGAAGGAAAGCGUGGCGCUCGGCGGCGGCAUCGGGCGCUUUCCUACCGGCUUCGGAUCUACCUCACUUUUGGAGCAAAUCGCCCGCGCCCAGCGCGCCGGGACUGGCGCGAUCCCCUUGCAAAGGGUCGCCAAACUAUGAAACUGCGCCGCUGGCGCCGCGCUACGUCUCGCUGGCAUCGGAGGCGCCUUGCUUUCGAAGCCUGAUUUGCUCCAAGCACCCGCACUACUACUACCACUCCUCGGCCGCCAUUGCCAGCCAACCCAAGCUCGUCGCCGCUGCCGCCGCUGCAGCAGCCGCCGCCGCCGCAGCUGCGGCCGCCGCCACGUCGGAGAGCGGCCCGCUGGCUCUGGGUUGCCGCUCCAAGAGGAAGAAAGCCACCGAGGGGCGCUUCCCGCCGCCGCCGCCGGACUGCGGGCGGCGCCUGCUGCUGGUGCCCCGCGCCGGCAAGUCCCCCAAAGCCGCCUCUUCGGAGAGACUGCCGGGCUUGAACGGCUUCCUGGCGCCGGCGCCGCCCCAGCAGCCUUUCCCGGAGACCUCCUACAGCAGCGACUCCGACUCCAGCUCCUAUUCGGACCACCUGGCCAACGACUCAGAUUUCUGCUCCAGUUUGACCAGCAGCAGCAAUUCGGGGUCUUCGGAGGACGAGGAGGGCAGCUAUGCCUCGGAUUCCAGCGAGCUGAGCUCCGACGAGGAGGAAGACGAGGAGGAGGAAGAGGAGGAGGAAGAUGAAGAAGAAGAAGAGAGCAGCUCCGAAUCGGACUCCAGCUCCGGCUCCAGCCAAGCAUCAGUGCAGAGCAUCCGCUUCAGGCGCACCAGCUUCUGCAAGCCGCCCAGUCUGGUGGGGGUUCCGGCCAGCCUUUUGCCUCCAACGCCCGCUUCGGCUGGACGGGACGAGAGCCUCCCUGGACCCGCGCAGAGCAUCAAAGCUGAGGCUCCCGAGGAGGACUGGGGCAUCACCCCCGCUGGCUGGGUCCCCAAAACCGAGCCCGGUGUGGAUUGUCACUGCUUUGGGGAGCUGAGUCAGGUCCGAAGGGGCGGCGGGUGUCCCUCUCCAUCGCCCGACGUGAAGGCUCCAGACCUGAAAGCCGCCCCCUGCCUGGCCAGGGGAUGCCCUUCACCCAGCCCAAAGAUGCCCCAAGCUUUGCCACAGCCAAGGUUCCUUCGAGACGCGGGGAGAGGCUGGCCCACCCGCUCUCCUCCUCCUCCUCUUCACCCAGCUCCUGCAGAGAGCCCUGCUGCUGCUCUUGGGGUGCCCCCAGAAGCCACCCAGCCCCAUCGCCCAUUGACUCACUGCCUGGGCUGUUCCUCCUCCCAAAGCCAGCCCGAGGUGCUUGUUGCUGCUGAAUACCCCGAGCCGCUGCCCCUUGUGCCCAUUGCCCAGAUUAAAGUCGAGGACAGCAGUGCCAACGCCGAGUAUGGCACCCUCCCCGUUCAGGGACAGAGCCAGCCCCCGCUCAAAUGUGAAGGCAGCGAUGACGAGCACAAGCUGGAGGCAGACGGCGAACCGGUGCCAUCGCCGUCUCCACCACCCAGCCCGACCCACCAGCCUCAGGAACUUCUGCUGCCAGCCAAGGAAGACCGCGCCUGCUGCACUGACGAGCCCCCCAGUCCUCCGCUGAGCCCCCCGGGCCAGCCAGCCCCGUCAAGCCAGGCCCUCGCCUCCUGCACUUUAGGCGCCGCCGCCGCCGCCGCCGCCAAACCCGAGGAUGGGGAGUACAAAUUUGGAGCCCGGGUGAGGAAGAACUACCGGACUUUGGUGCUGGGCAAGCGAGCCCUGCUGCCCAGCCCGGCGCCGCUCAAACCAAAUCUGAAAUCCGUCCGGAGCCCCCGCCUGCCCGCCGGGAAGCUCCUGGACGCCCCCGAGGGCGCCCUGGACGACUUGACAGUUCUCAGCCGGCGAAAAAGGGCGGGCGGCCACGUCGCCUCGGCCGUCAAGAGGCCCUUCAGUUUCAUGGGGAACUUCCCCUGCCCGCCCUCCUUGGUGGUGGGCAUCGACGGGGAUCUGCUGCCAGCCUACACCUUAAACACCGCCAAGGAUGCGCAGCCGCCUCCCAAGGCCCAUCCUGUCUGGAAAUGGCAGCUGGGCGGCUCAGCAAUACCUCUUCCACCCAGCCACAAAUUCAGGAAAUUUCAUUCAUGAGAGAGAGAUUGAAUGGGAACCCUACUUCAUGGUUGUUGCUGUUGUGUUCUUGGUCUUUUUUUCCUUUUUGGGGGGGACCCCAACUACUUCUUUUCCUGACCCUUACAGGAAAUCUUACAGCUGGAUGCUAGUCCCGACCCUAAUCACAUCCGAUUUGAUUUUGAUAUUUUUUUUAUGGUAUGGGGGAAUCCUGGUUUUUUUUCUAUUUUUGGAGGACGACGAAAACAAAACCGGAUUACUAUUUUCUUUGCCAUGAAAACCCAUCGUGGGGGGAAGGGAGGAGGGGACGAGGACGAGGACGAAAGAGGUCUAACAUUCCAGAGACUACUUCAGGGGAAAGUUUUCCAAGUUUAUUAAAAACACACACACCACACAACAAACAAAAGAACCACCUCAGUGGAAUCUGCUAAAGCUGGAACACUUUACUGUCUCAAAAUGCUAGUAAUGCACCUGGUACCUCAAUUCCAACUGCUACAAAUAAAUGUUUGGUUUAUGUUUUUUUAAAGUUGAAUUUUAACAAUUCGAAUGAGCCAUUAAUGUGUAAAUGCACUAGAUUUCGAAUUCAGGAAGUCUAAAUGUUCAGUUCCGUACAAGGUUUUUUGUUUUGUUUUGUUUUCAGCGAGAGGUUGCACAGGGAGAAUUCACUAUCCUUCUGCUGGGAAUGCCUUCUACUUUAUUGCAGAGGGUUCAUUGUUAAAUUUUAAUUCCCUGCCUGUCCUUUCCACAAAAGCAGUUGCACUCUGCAGUUGGGAGUGUGCGUGUGUCUCCGGGUCACCAGUGGGAGAGUUGGAAUUAGAUGGUCAGGCAUUUUUUUUUAGGAAGAGAAAAAGAGAGACUAAAAAAGGACAUGCCACUCUCUGUCUUCUUGUUUCACCUUGAACCCUUCAGGUUGGCCACGAUUGCCUAUCUCAGCUACAAUACUCAACCCAGCCAAACCCGUGUACAUUUGCUCGGAAGCCACUCUACCCCAUGUUCAAUUGGAUUUGCCCCCAAGUAAAUUUUACUCUCAAGGAGGGGGCCUUCCAAUCAUUAGGUUUUGUUGUGGGACUGGGUUGGAGCUCUGCUUCUGUUGGAAGGUUUGCAGGUGUGUGUGUGCGUGAGGGGGAUGUUCUCAAAAUCUGGUCCUCCCAGAUUUGCAAAGUCAGGAAAAAAUGUUAGGUUCUCACACUCCCAUUGGAGGGAAUCGGAAGGAAACGCAAUCUCAUUCAGCAUGCUAUGUGCAAGAGGCCCCAGUGGAAGGGAUAUUAUCAAUGAAGAACCCUAUACUCUUGGUGGCUACUUUGGCACCAAAACUCAGGCUUUUAAAACCAGGACUUGUCACUGUUUUCUUUACAUUUCUGGAAAAAAGAGGACUUUUCCCAACCACCCUAUCUUUGUAGCAGGAUCCUUUUCUACUGCACGUGACAAUCAGAGGCAAUUGUCUAUAUUUGCACUUAAACCUCGACAGAGUUGAAGCAGGCAGACUUCUAGAGUCGAGCCUUUGGUAAGACAUGCUGGUGUAAUAUGUUGUGAUGAUGGAAGCAGUAAAUCAAAAUGAUGGAAAUUUGCACUGUUGGAAAAAGCAUGCUUUAGCUUUAUUUUCAAU